GCACCGGUUCAGCAAUGCAUACGGAGAGAAUAUUGAGGUUUCUGUGAUUUAUCAUGUCUUCAAACUAUUUGUAAACGUGUUCAUUUUGAGUAUAGAUUGCGAUUAAAUGCGUUUUAAAUGACCUGUAAUAUCCGGGCUGUGUUAAACCCCUCAGCUGCCUUUAUCCCAUCUCUCCCGCCAAUUUGUUUCUCAUCUGCUCGAUUAAACAGGAACAUGUUGAAAUUACUAAUAAAUCUCAAAAUCUGCUUAUAGCGUGACAUUUUAAAUGUUUAGGAAAGCGGGACGUGCUUUAUUUUCCCUUUAAAAAAAAUUGUCACAAAAUGGCUGUCCCUUAAACAUUUGAGCCUACGUUCUCUCGACUGUAAACAAUAUUAACGCUCAAAUUAAAGGUGAUGGGUAGAAAGUGAAUUUUAGUCGGCUAAAGAUAUCUAUUUAAAGAUGGUAGCUCGGGAUGACGCUCAGCCUCAGGAGGAAGGGGGGAAAGAAAUGGCGCCAUAUUUGUUUGCGUCUUGGCGCCUUCAUGUUAGCUGUCGCUGCUUCUGCACCCAGGAAGUCACUUGGCGCGUCCAGUUCAGGGAAUUCCUCAGGCAGCAGCUCUCAAGCGUCCACACCCGGGAAGAAUAAGUAUACUGGUGGGAACCCCGUGUGUCCACGUCCGACCCCAAAAUGGCAGAAAGGCAUCGGAGAUUUCUUUGGUGGCCCGGGCAGGAAGCCUGAGAAGGAGAAUGUGCAUCCUGUCUCUGAUGGAGAGGAGGCUGGGGGCAGUGGCAUGUCCAAAGCACCCAGGAAGUCCAGACCACUUCCAGAUGAAGAUGAGGAGGAUGAGUAACUCUCCUUGUUGGAUGUUUGAAACUCCUGUUGGGUACAUGAACUUAAUGAAAUUUUUAGUGUAAAUCUUUGUACAUAACUUUUUUUUUUUUUUUUCUUCCAAUGUUGCUUUUCAUUUUUUUUGUACAGAAGUGUAAUAAACUGCCCUUUUUCAAGA
Molecule: messenger RNA, 985 nt
Organism: Hemibagrus wyckioides
Lineage: Eukaryota; Metazoa; Chordata; Actinopteri; Siluriformes; Bagridae
Gene: pclaf
Product: PCNA clamp associated factor
Exons: 4
Coding region: 452-829 (125 amino acids)
Biological process (GO): regulation of cell cycle; translesion synthesis
Cellular component (GO): nucleus
Molecular function (GO): chromatin binding
Source: RefSeq, a predicted model, not a curated record